AUGGCGUCAGUGCCGUCGAAGCAAAUCUUCCCACUGCUUUUCUUCAUUAUCCUCCUCUCUCUUUCCUGUCUCAUUCUAUUUUCUCUCACUUCAAGCCCGAAGGCCCAAAUCCAGACCCGAUUCCACCAAAUCCCCAUCCCAAACCCUGGCCCGAACUUCACAUUCAUUAUCAAAAUUCUCACCUUCAACCGGCUCUCAUCUCUCUCCCGGUGUCUCAACUCUCUCUCUAAGGCCCGCUACGAUGUCGGCGACAAAGUUCAUCUCCACAUAUUCAUCGACCAUUUCCAGCCAGAUCCCCAAAGAAAUGGCUCUGCGGAUUUGGACCAGAGGCUGGAACUCUCCAAGCAGAUCGUUAAUUUUGUCGAUGGCUUUGGUUGGGAAUUCGGGGAGAAGUUUGUGCACUAUCGGACUUCCAAUGCCGGGCUUCAGGCCCAGUGGCUUGAGGCGUGGUGGCCCGCCUCGGAUCAUGAGUUUGCUUUUGUCGUUGAGGAUGAUGUGGAGGUUUCUCCUCUCUAUUAUAGGUUUCUGAAGGCUGUGAUAUUGAAUUAUUACUAUAAUGCAUCAAAUUUUAGUCCUUCCAUAUAUGGAGCGUCAUUGCAAAGGCCUAGAUUUGUGGCAGGUAAACAUGGAAACAAGAUGCACUUGGAUGGUGAAGCUCGGAUUUUCUUAUACCAGCUAGUUGGCACCUGGGGCCAGCUUCUCUUUCCAAGACCCUGGAAAGAGUUUCGUCUGUGGUAUGACACACAUAAAGCUAAAGGCAUGAGGCCUGUCUUGGAUGGAAUGGUAACAACUGGAUGGUACAAAAAGAUGGGUGAGAAAAUCUGGACCCCCUGGUUUAUUAAGUUCAUCCAUUCUCAUGGGUACUUCAAUAUCUAUACUAAUUUUCUUCACGAGAGGGCUCUCAGCAUCUCUCAUAGGGACGCUGGUGUAAAUUAUGGGAAAACAGCAGGGCCAGAUUCGUACCUACUGAAUGAAAACUCUAUUGAUUUCAACUUAGUGGAAACUUACCCUCUGAACAGUCUCAAGUGGUACGACUUUUGUUUUAGGGAAGUACUGACCAAUAGAAUCGUGAGGAGCUUGAAUGACUUUGAAUCCAUCAUUCGAUCUGUGCAGACAAAUAACUCUGUGAUACUGUUGAGUGUCUACAGAAAGCCAGAAAUGAUUAUAAGGAAUAUUCUCUGCCACUUUGAGAAGCUGAAUAUACAGAACUAUAUCCUAAUUGGCCCAACUUCUGAUUUUCUUUACGAUGUUGCUAGAAGGGGAAAUCCAGUUAUUGAUGCAAGCGAGUUUUCUGACUUCAGUAAACUUGCCAAGUCCAUUAAUUUUCAAGAUUCUACUUUGGAGCUGAUCAAAGAGAUUUUAGUUAAGGCAUAUGCUACGAAAAAGAGUCUCGAACUAGGUUAUGAUACAUGGUUGCUAGAUGCAAACACAAUUCCUAUAAGUGGUAACUCAUUUCUUGAUUCCUUUGACCUGUCAAAUUUUCUUUAUCUUGGGAAGAGUACUGGACUUCUAUUUAUCAGGGGCUCAUCAUCUACUUCUAAGAUUUGGACCGACAAUUUCGUGUACAAUAUUGUUUCACUAGUGGACCCACUAAUUAAAGAUUCUGUUUCUCUUGACUCGAUUAUUUUCCAUGCAGUUGAGAAAUUACUAGAGAAGCAGAACAUGAAAUUUAGCAAUGUCGAUGAUAUGCAGCUUGCUUUGGAUAUCAGCGCCAUCCGUCCUAACUUAACUUCGGUCGAGAUGAAAAGUAAAUUUAUUUUCUGGUCCUCCGAAGAAGAGUUGGAUAAACUACAAGGGAAACUUGUAGUUUUAGACAUGUGGGUUGUGGACAGUGAUUUUUCAUGCACUGGGGUUUUCUGUCACCAGUCGUAG
Messenger RNA from Striga hermonthica, 1872 nucleotides. The record is from the annotation of a GenBank genome assembly. Lineage: Eukaryota; Viridiplantae; Streptophyta; Magnoliopsida; Lamiales; Orobanchaceae.